GGUUGCUAGGGAAGCCUUCGGGGUGGUUGGGCGAGCCGCACGGGUACACGCGGACAGAACCGUUUGAGGGGGUCUAUUGUUGUUAUUAUUAUUAAUUACGGAGUUUAUUUGUUUAUUAAAUAAAGUGAAAUUAAGAGUGAGAGAUAUCGCACUCGGGAUGUCUCGCAGGACGAUAUUCGGGGUAAUCGCGCUGCUGUUGCUGCAUCUGUGGGACCGGGCCUCGGUGAGAGCGCUGGAAUUCCAACCGCGAAGCAUACUGAUGACAAACUACACUGUGGAUGUAAUGCUUGUGAACGCGGAUGCAGCAGCAUCGUUCACAUGCGGCGCGCAUCUCUUGAACGAGUCGAGUGACAUCACCUUGCUUUCAUGUGUCAAUGCAUCAGAAAACUGGAACGUCACAUACGGUCCACAAUAUUCUACAGUGGUUAACCUGAUGCUGACACGGAUUCCAACGGACCCCAAGGUUGUAGUGGAAGAGGCAUUGGCAGUGAGAUGCUGUCAGAGCAACAAGACUGCCACCCUACUGGUGCAGGUGUCCAUCCGGCCCUUGGAAGCACGAAUCGAUGGAAACAUCUCCCUGGUGACGGGGCUGCCCAACCCAGCGUACGUCCCGCUGAGCAUGUGCCCCUGCGACCUCACCCAGAAGGCCUGUGACGUCGGCUGCUGCUGUGAUCAUACUUGCACAAUGGAAAACGGCAGAAUGCUUUCAUCGUGCUUGCCGGGAGUGUUUGGGGGGCUUGUGUCGCCGCCAUUUGAGCACCUGUGCUCGGAGCAGCAGGCACGCAAUGCCCCGGACUGGUUCCCGUUCCUGUGUGUGCAGUCGCCCGCCGCCAACAGCCCCAUGCUCGGCCUCUUCCACACCGACAGUCCCGUCCUAAUGACGAGAGAUGCACUGCAGACAAAGUUGGGCCAGAUUCCUGCGAGCCCUUCGUUUGCCAAGGAGAGAACAGGCCAGGCAAACGCCCCCUGCUCAUCAACAAACGUCCACAUGGAGCAGGGCAGCCCAACAUGCCGAGCCCAGAAUCGUCUUUUGACCUUGCCGCGGGCCACGCUGGCUGGUCACUGCUUGCAGAAAGCCCCCAUUUCCUUCCUGAAGGACGUCACCUCUCGCUGUGUGCUGGGUCCGCUUCAACUGCUGUGUACAAAUAGCGACCUGCACAGCAUUGACGCCUACUCCAAAGAUGUGGACAAUAAGACGUGCUUUUUGUCAGUGCUGGGAGCCUCCAUGCAGCUCGCUGAACGAGAAUGCUUGCCGACCUACCAAUUGGACAAAAUGUGCAUUAACGCGGUGGUGGCUGUGACUUACGAGGUGACUUGGAAGAACUUCUCGGUGUAUCACGUUCAUGCCAAAAUAACUUUGGCGAACGUCAGUCUUACGAACAACGCCCCACUGGUACAGGAAUUCUCUGUGCAGUUUAUAAAUCCUGUCAACGGAUUGCAGAUUACACCUCGGUCUGGAAACCCGGGAUACCUAGUGGGCAAGCCGCUGUUGACGUCUGUUAAAAACGGGAGUGUCAACCUAACUGAGGGACUCCACCUUUGGUACCCUGUGGGCUCCAGCCUGUGCGCCGAGGCCCAAACGACGCAGGUGAAGUUCGGCGAGAACUCAAUAUCCGGGUGCCUCCUCCGCCUUGGAUUUCUCGACCUGAAUAAUUGCACUGACAUCAGGCAUAAUAUCCUGCAGGAAUGGCAUCGCCUGGUUUCUGCAAAUUUUGUUGGCCGACGUGGCAACUCCAACCCCAAGGACACUACUGAGUGGAUCAGCUUAGACAAACAUGCCCUGAAAAACGAAAGCUCAGUAAACUCAACCGAGAGGCGUGGAAUGUGUGCAGAAGUGCCGGCUCGCCUGCACAUCCGCGUGCUCACCGCCAUGGUGGGAAACGUGGAGAGGGAGCCCCAGAUGGAAAUAGUUGAUGUGCAAGUCAGUGUGAGCAAGGCGACGUGGCAGCUGUCGUGUAGCGGCGCCGAAGGGGCGGCGUGUGUGAACACGUCGUUUUUGCAGUCCUUCCCCCUCACCAGCUCCGUGGAGUUUAUCCGCGUGGCCACGACACUGACAUCCCCGCAGACCAGGUUUCAACUCAACUACACGGAGUUUGACUGCAGCCGAAACGACGUGUGCUGGCCUGAGCUCGCCCUUCCGUUCAUCACCACGUAUAAAGGCCACCCAAACGGAUACGCAAUAGCCCAGGGAAUGAUCCUGGUCCUGCUGUUUGUGUUGGCGGGGCUCCUGGCAGCCCCAUGGCAUGCGAUAUUUACGUGACUAUCAACCGUCGCCCUUAUUUUAGAGUUAAAAAAUAAACGAUAAUAAUUUCUGUCAUUUUUUUAUUAUGAGGAUAUUGAGAUAUUGGGAUAAAUCGUUUAAAUUAUAUGUUUAAAGGUUAAUUGUCACGGUUUACACAAAUCUACUGGUGAUGUAAAAAAUUAAGUUUUGUGUGUGUGCAUUUAUAUAAACCUAAUCAGUAUCGUCAAAUGAGGAUGCUUUAUAAGGAGAACUGUUCCAGUGUUUUUGUCCACUUGAAGCUUCAUUUUUGUACUGUAAAGUAAAUAAAAGGUAUCUUUUUAAUAAAGAUGUUUAUACUAUUAUUAAAGUAGUAAAACAAUGCCAUG
Messenger RNA from Petromyzon marinus (sea lamprey), 2607 nucleotides. Its product is annotated as tectonic-2-like. The record is from RefSeq and is a predicted model, not a curated record. Gene Ontology annotation, biological process: smoothened signaling pathway; protein localization to ciliary transition zone; cilium assembly. Gene Ontology annotation, cellular component: MKS complex. NCBI's taxonomy places the organism in Eukaryota, Metazoa, Chordata, Hyperoartia, Petromyzontiformes, Petromyzontidae.